AUGGUGUUUGGUGAAAAGUGGAGGGGUUGGAUUAAAAGAUGUGGGGAAUAUACAAGAUUUUCUAUUCUUGUUAAUGUCAGUACUACUGUUUAUUUCAAGAGUGAAAAAGGCAUUAGACAAGGUGAUCUUAUUUCACCCUUCUUGUUUCUUUUAGUUGGUGAGGCUUUAAAUUUCAUGAUUUAUGGUGUGGGUUAUGAUAGUGAUAUGUCUACUUUCUCUUCCAUUUUGGGUUGUUAUCAUGGUCUUCUUUCUAUAUCUUAUCUAGGUAUUCCUCUGGGAGAUAAAUGUGGUGGAAUUGCUAAAUGGAACAAAGUUAUUGAAAGAAAUCUAUUUUCAUUAGUAAUAGCAAAUACUUCAUUAGUAAUAGCAAAUACUAGCCGAUCUCUCAUUAGUAAUAGCACCUUGGAUAUGUUUCUCAUUUCAUGGAUACUUCAGACAGAGUCUGAUGGCGGGCUUCAAGAGUAUUCAGAUUCCCACAGCGAACAGCAGUCAGAUUCCCACAGCGAACAAUCAGUUUCAAGUGAAGAUAACGUGGAUGCAAAUAAAGGAAAGCGGGGUAAGACAAGAUUACCAAAGCUUUUAAGGGAUACUAAUGGUGAAAGGCGGACUGUUACUUAUGAUGAAGCCAACCAAGCAACCGGUAAAAAUGGUUGCUUGCUCUCAAGUUACAUAGGCAGCGAAGUUGGUCCAAGUCUUGGACUGAAGUAUACCUGUUGGAAAGAAGUUCCACCUGUAGUGAAGAAAAAGUUAUGGGAGGACGUAACGUUUAAGUUUGAUCUCGACGAAUCAAAGAGGAAAGAUGUAUUGAGACAAUUUUCUGACUUGUGGCGAGGAUGGAGGAAACGAACUGCUGCAAAGCAUGUUACCCCAUUCGAAAAAAGCCGAAAAAAGCUUAAGAAUGUUCCUUCAGAUUUAAGAGGUUUUGUAGAACAAGAAGAAUGGAAAGAGUUUGUAAAACGGAGAUUGAGCGACAAAGGCAAGGAGUUGUCUGAAAUUGGCAAAACGGUACAAGCUCACCACAAAUAUCCGCAUAGGAUGGGACGAAGGACCUAUGCUGGAUUAAAGGACAAACUGAAAAGAGAAGGAAAGUGGACAAGUGAUUCACCCCCUCCACGAGAAUUAUUAUGGAUACUUGCACGCCAAAAUGAAAAUGGGGAGUAUAAGACUGAUGAGAUUGGUGAAGUUGCUGCUCAAAUUGAUGACUGCUCGAAAAAGAUCAAAGAGGGUACAAUUGUCUGUGAAGGUAAGACAGAUGCCCUUGUAAAGAUUUUGGGUGAAGAACAUGGUGGAAGAGUAAGGGCUGCAGGUACAAGAGUGACCCAUAGUCAGUAUUUUGACACUCCUCGACACGUGGAUCAUCAAAUAAAGAUAAUCUGA
This is a messenger RNA of Papaver somniferum (opium poppy), 1377 nucleotides long. RefSeq lists its product as uncharacterized. NCBI's taxonomy places the organism in Eukaryota, Viridiplantae, Streptophyta, Magnoliopsida, Ranunculales, Papaveraceae. Bases 1 to 1377 code for a protein of 458 amino acids. The transcript is spliced from 9 exons. The record is from RefSeq and is a predicted model, not a curated record.